AUGGACCACCAGCAUCAUGGUCCACCGGCAUCAUGGUCCACCGGCAUCUUGGUCCACCGGCAUCAUGGUCCACCGGCAUCAUGGUCCACCGGCAUCUUGGUCCACCGGCAUCAUGGUCCACCGGCAUCAUGGUCCACCGGCAUCAUGGACCACCGUCGCCGUGGACCACGGGCAUCAUGGUCCACCGGCAUCAUGGUCCAGCGGCAUCAUGGACCACCGUCGCCGUGGACCACGGGCAUCAUGGUCCACCGGCAUCUUGGUCCACCGGCAUCAUGGUCCACCGGCAUCUUGGUCCACCGGCAUCAUGGUCCACCGGCAUCAUGGUCCACCGGCAUCAUGGACCACCGUCGCCGUGGACCACGGGCAUCAUGGUCCACCGGCAACAUGGUCCACUGGCAUCAUGGUCCACCGGCAACAUGGUCCACUGGCAUCAUAGUCCACCGGCAUCAUGGUCCACUGGCAACAUGGACCACCAGCAUCAUGGUCCACUGGCAACAUGGACCACCGGCAUCAUGGUCCACCGGCAUCAUGGUCCACCGGCAUCAUGGACCACCGGCAUCAUGGUCCACCGGCAUCAUGGUCCACCGGCAUCAUGGACCACCGUCGCCGUGGACCACGGGCAUCAUGGUCCACCGGCAUCAUGGUCCACCGGCAUCAUGGACCACCGUCGCCGUGGACCACGGGCAUCAUGGUCCACCGGCAUCAUGGACCACCGGCAACAUGGUCCACUGGCAUCAUGGACCACCGGCAUCAUGGUCCACCGGCAACAUGGUCCACUGGCAACAUGUACCACUGGCAUCAUGGACCACCGGCAUCAUGGUCCACCGGCAACAUGGUCCACUGGCAACAUGUACCACUGGCAUCAUGGACCACCGGCAUCAUGGUCCACCGGCAACAUGGUCCACUGGCAACAUGUACCACUGGCAACAUUGUCCACCGGCAUCAUGGUCCACCGGCAUCAUGGUCCACCGGCAUCAUGGUCCACUGUUGCCAUGGACCACUGGCAUCAUGGACCACCGGCAUCAUGGACCAUCCGGCAUCAUGGACCACCGGCAUCAUGGUCCACCGUCGCCAUGGACCACCGGCACCAUGGUCCACGGGCCACACAGUCCAGACCACUUUACCAAUGUUUCUCGUCCCACUAAUGGAUACAAACGCGACGCAGCAGCCGGUGGAUCAAUGCUUUCUUCCCUGAACAAUAUCCUGGAGCCUUUACCACCAUGA
Messenger RNA from Procambarus clarkii (red swamp crayfish), 1224 nucleotides. Lineage: Eukaryota; Metazoa; Arthropoda; Malacostraca; Decapoda; Cambaridae. The record is from RefSeq and is a predicted model, not a curated record.